Messenger RNA from Sesamum indicum (sesame), 3136 nucleotides. RefSeq names its product calmodulin-binding protein 60 A. Gene Ontology annotation, molecular function: sequence-specific DNA binding; DNA-binding transcription factor activity; calmodulin binding. Gene Ontology annotation, biological process: regulation of salicylic acid biosynthetic process. NCBI's taxonomy places the organism in Eukaryota, Viridiplantae, Streptophyta, Magnoliopsida, Lamiales, Pedaliaceae. The record is from RefSeq and is a predicted model, not a curated record. Gene Ontology annotation, cellular component: nucleus.
CCUGAAUCAAAGCCAUAGUUUUCUUCCACUGUUCUUAGUCAUUCAGUCUCAUCAAAUUCCAUUUUUUCUACCUAAAAAAGUGGGGAAAGUUCCUCUCUUUGAUUGAUUUGGGAUGCUCAGGUUCAUAUUUAUCCCAACAGAAGUCAUUUUAUCUCAACAAAAGUCAUCGCGCUUACUUUCUUGGGCUGAUUUGGUUCUUGAUGUUUGCCGUAGCUGGGAAACUUUACAGGGAAUCUGGCAGUAUCCGAGGUAUUUCCCCGAAACAUUCGACAAGAUUAUCAUCAUUGACUUUGCAGGAUCUGAGGUUUUCUUUGUUAUAUAUAUAAAGAGUUCAUUUCGGCAAUGUUGACUUCUAUCCUUGGUGAAGAGAAAACAAGAACGAGACGAUUGGGUAGUUGACUUCAACCCACAAAGUCAAUCAUACCAGAAGUUCAAGAACCAAUGGAUUUUGUAGGGUACGUACGUGACGACAUGAGAACGUAGGACCAAGACCAAGAUUGAUGUCCUAGAUGUGGGAGGGACGGUGUCGGCGGUGUUACAAUCCACGUGAUCCAUUGGAGACCAUUGGUGGGACGACACGUUUCUUCAGCGGGUCCAUAUGAUUAAAUACUCCAAGAAUUUCGAGGAAGACGAAGCGGACUUCAUAAAUGUCCGAAUGACCGGCCGACCCGUCAUAAUUGUUCCAAUCUUUUCUCUAACAUUUGCAAUAGUUGUUUUGAUCUGGGGGACGGCAGGAUGAGCUUGAAAUGUGAUGAUCAAUACAAAAUAGUAUCUAUUGGCUUCUAAGAGCUAAUAAACAUGGAUGAGUUGAUCCACAAAAUUUUUGAAGAGGAAUUUGAAUCCACAAAAAGGAGGAUUUUGACUAGAAUCAAUAGGAUUGUCAAAGAUGGGAAUCAGACUUCAGAGAGGAACAUGAAACUGGAGUUCAGAAACAGGAUUUCUGAAGUAAUCUUGACUGGUGAGGAAAUAAAAGGAGAAGGGGACACUUCUAUUGAGGUGGUUAUCGUUGAUGAGUCUUCAGGACAUGUUGUUGACGUUGGACCAGAAGCCUCUGCAAAUGUUGGAAUAGUUCUUCUUAAAGGAGAACCUGAUGCUUUGGCAGGAGAUGCUUGGACAGUUCAAGAAUAUAAUGAAAAUAUUGUCCAAGAAAUAGAAGGAAAGCAGCCUCUUCUUGCAGGAAAAGUACUGUUGAAACUACAAAAAGGCAUCGGUUUUCUGGAGAACAUUAAGUUAAGACAUCAUGCAAGCAAAAUAAGGCCACCCGUGUUCAGACUAGGUGCAAGAGUCGUCGAUACAUUUGAUGAGUCCCGUAUAAAGGAAGCCAAGACAGUAUCCUUUACUGUAAAGGAUUUCCGCAACAAAUAUUACAAGAAGCAUGAGACUCCGUCUCUGUCCGAUGAAGUGUCCCGACUAGUCAAUAUCCGCAAAGGUGGUAAGAUCAACAAACGUCUCCAAGAUAAUAAAAUCUAUACCGUGGAGGAUUUCCUAAUACGACUCCUGAUAGAUCCUGAAGAGCUCAGAAGCAUCGUUAAUUUGGGGCCAAAGAAGUGGGAGCUGACAGUCAAUAAUGCUCGAGCAAGCCUAAGUGACAAAAGGAUGUACUGUUAUGUAAAUUCUGAGCAGAAGAUGGGGAUCGUUUUCAAUGUUCUUGGACAGGUUCUAGGAUUGUAUUUGAAAAACCAGUAUGUUCCGACCAAUAUUUUGUCCGAGAACAACAAGGCUAGUGUUCAGGAGUUGUUAGCAUCUGCUUAUGCACACUGGGGAAAUGUAAAGCCCUUUGAUGAUGAGAAUUCUCUUCGGCAAUACUUCACUGGCUUCACUACAUCCAUGGACCCUCCAGAUCAUCUCAACCCCAAUUAUCGUGGUGGUGGCCGUGAAAACCCAGAAACCUCUGAAAUGAUAGGAGAAUCCAGCAGCAGAUCCUGCUUUUCGUAUCAGAGCAUAAGCUCAGCAAUGAAUUAUAUUACAGAAACUGAAGGUGGAGAUUUCGGGUCCUUCAGUACUAAUGAUGUGGAGAUUAUUCAUGAUAUUCCCUUGCAGCGUAGUCCUGACUGGACUUUCAAUCCAGACACCAUGUUUCAAGAUUUUGAUGAAUUCCUCCACCAAAAAGAUAGCUUUGACUGGCAGGUCAACUGUCCUGUAAACGAGCCAAAUGCUGAAGAACAAAUUGCUGAAACAGCAGUUGCAUUUGCUGAUACUUACAUCAGUAAUCCACCAAACAGGUGGAGAAAAUUGUUCUGUGUAUCAAGAUGGUUCUCAAUCAGAAAAAGGGUAUCUAUGGCAGGUAUCCAUAACCGAAAGAAGCGGAAAGUUCAUUAACGAGCUGUACGUCUAUGUACAUGAAUGGAAGUCCGACAUCAUUGAUUUGGUGAUAUACUAAAUUAUAGAAAUCUACAAAGUUUCUUGAUAGACAUCGGCACUCUUGUUCUGGUUUCCCUUUCUCUAUGUAUAGUUUCCACUUACUCUGGUUCAUUUUCGAUUGUCUUAUUCAACAUCCCAGUUAUAUUUUCUGAACUUGUUAUUGAAACCUUGUGAAGUCUAUGCUGAUUACUGUUUUUUUCCUGUCUUAUUUUGCUAUAGUUACUACAGUGAAUAAGAACUAAAAAAAAAAAUUCCAUCUAUUAUUUCCUACUUUUCAUGCCUUCCCGUCACAAAUGGUUAUCAGUUCAAAGCAUCCUUUCUACCUUUGCUUAAUGCCACCAAAUCAAAAGCACGUAGUUUUCUCCGAACCUGCAUCUUUUCCUUCUUGUUCUCCGCUAACUAUGUAAUUACAGGGAUUUAUGGAGGUGGUAUUAUUUUAGUGAUCUGAUGUUUGGUGAAGGGAGAUGCGGUUGAUGUAGUGCUGGGCAAAAGAUUUAUCCACCACCUUCAAUUGAUGAAUGAGUCUUGCAAAUUUUGGCAGAGGCCAUUGCUGUAAAAGUCACUGGAAGGGAUAGACGAAGAUCGGUUGUGUUCUUAGGUGGUUAUGCAGAAGAGGAUUUUCUUCCAAUUCCAGAAGGAACCACAUAUUGUGUAAACAUGUUGAUUCUUCUGUUUGUAUCAGUCCCGACAAUAUUUACAUAAGUGCCUGUUUAUGUUUUCAACUAAUAUUGUUACAUAAUCUGCAGUUCGGUUCUUGCACAGAUUUCUUUUCUUU